AUGGGAGUUAUUACAAGUUUCAUCAUCAUUUGGUAUGGAGUCAUUUUUGGAAACCUUGAUUGGAUUAGUGACAUUGCCUAUUAUGGUAAUACUGAUUUUGUAGAAAAAGGUACCAAAAAUGCAUGCGUGGCAUUUAUUCUCCUGCAGCCAAUGUUUUACAUGUUCUUGUUUAUUAUUUACAUGCUAGCGAAUCCCAAAAUUGAUGAUAAUAAAGAGCGAGCAAAGAUGCUACUUAUAUCACCUGUCUAUGCUCUAUUGCAAUAUACAAAAGUUCUGACUAUCAAUGAAUUUAUUCAUGCAAAAUUUAUGAAUACUUUCAAGCUCAACGAUAAUAUUAAGUUGUUAACAAUCGAAAAUUGCUUUAGAGUUUAGAUAGUCUCAGAAUUUGUUUUAUAAACCUUGCCUCAAAUGAUAAUAUAGUCAAAUUACAAUAACCAGUAUGGCUGGAGUGGAGCAGCUAAUUUCUCAUUUGCAAUGAUUAUUUUCCUGUUUAUUAAGGAUGUUACAAUAUUGACUCUCUUUACAGUGAGGAAAUUUAUUGAUGGUACCAGCAAUCCAGAACUCAGACCCACUUUCAAAGGUUAGAUAUUCAGUAAAAUUCAAAGAGAAACUUCAUUGAACAUUAAAAAUUACUUGAUGGAUCCUAAUAAUGAUGGAGUAGAUGAUGAGGGUAAUACCACAAUGCAUCAACUCAACAAGUUUGAAUAGAUCUAAGAAUUAGAUGUUCACAUUGCAAACACUCCUCAUCUAUUAUUUAUGCUAAACAAAUCUGGACUUACACCAUUAGACGUUGCUAUUAACAUUAAAGAUGAUGAGAAAGCAAAGUUAUUCAUUGAUAGAAUGCAUAAAUAUAACCCUAAUUGUAGUUUAAAAUUUGUACAGAGGCCACAUAGACUGGAUUUAAGAUUUGAAAAAUCUUUCACAUUGGCUGUUCUUAGAAAUAACAUUGAAAUCAUAGAUAGUAUACCUCCUAAGACUGUGAGGACUGUGCAAGUUGGCAUGAGUUAGGUAAAAGACUAUAAAAGAUACAAAGAUGAGAAAUCAUAGUAUUAGGAAACUGUAACUACUCCAUUUCAUCUAGCCUGUAGACUUUCUAAUGACGAAGCUGUGAGAUAAUUAGUUGAAAAUCAUUAAUUUGAUAUCAACAUUUUACUUAAUGAAAAGAGUGCUCUUUAUGAGCUUCUAAGCACAUCAGGCUACCUUGAUUUUAACAUCCUAAAUUAUUUACUAAAAAAGAGAAAGCCAUGCAUUAAUAGUGGAAGUAGAUUGCCACUGAAUUAAGCAGUACUAAGAGGUAACCCCUUCAUUAUAAAAACUUUAAUUGAAUUUGGAAAGCCAAAUCAUUAUGUUAGAGACUUUAAUGGCAAAGCAGCUAUUCACAUUGCAGCCAGUAAAUUAGAUAUGGACACUUUUGAUCUUUUAAUAAAAGCAGGUGCAGAUCCAAUGCUUUCAGACACUAAUGGAAAUUCAAUUCUACAUAUUAUGGCAAUGGGUGCAAUUAAGGAUGCUGAAUACGAUUUUAUAAAAGCUAUAAUCGAGAAAUACAAUAUGAGAUUGACAAGAAAUCAAGAAAACAAGACUCCAUUAAAUAUAAUUAGAAGUUAUUAAUCAAAGCCAAUGUCGUUAAGAGGCUAGCCUAACUAUAAAAAGAAAAUCUGGGAAUAUUUUGAUUAAAAAAUUCUUGAAGAUCCAACAUUCCAAGAUAGUGAUAAAAACGAGGAGAUUCAUGAAGCAGUGAUUAGAGGUAGCUUAGAUGAUUUGAAAUUGAUUCUAGAUAAGCAUGACUUAAAGGAUGGAAAUUCCCUCCCUAAAUAAUACUAGGUUCUAGAACUAAGAAAUUAUGAAGGCAAAAGUGCUAUUAUGCUUUCAAUCGAGCAUGAGAGGGAUGAUAUCACUAAGUAUAUUAUUGAGAACUUUCCUAAUGUUGAUCUUGAUAAGCAGGAUAUCAAAGAUGGUAACUGUUCAAUGCAUACUGCUUGUGUUAAAGAAGACACUCAUAUUGUGUAAUUUAUCUUUGAUAGAAGACCUAGACUCUGUUUAAAACCUAAUUAUUACGGCUAAACUCCAAUUCACAUUGCAACUUAAAGAAAGAAUAUUGCGAUACUCAAGAUAUUCGAAUAAUAUAAAUAAGAGUGCUUAUUGAUGAAAGAUUCUAAUGGAGAAAACCCAUUAUUCUAUGCAGCUCGUGAAGGUGAUAUUGAAGUCUUUUAAUGGUUCUCUGGCCAUCCAGAUUUUUUCAAAGCAAGGGGUGAUCAAAAUUAUAAAGGUUAAACCAUAGAACAUAUUGUCUGUAUUACUUAAAGGAUUGAAAUAGUAGAAGCAAUCAGACCAAGGCCUGACACUAGAGAUUACUAUGGAAAUCUUCCAAUAAUGUAUAGUUUGAUGCAUGAUGAUGUUGAAAUCGUGAAAAGAUAUUUCAAGAAGAGUAGAGAUUAUUUCAACCUGAGAAAUUAUAAGCAUGAGACUAUAUUCCAUAUUGCAGCUAAAUUUAACUCCCUUAACAGCUUGAAGUAGCUUGUAGGUAGAUCAGUAUUUAUAGAAGAAUUAUUAAAGAAGGACUUCAAAGGUGAUACACCUCUUCACUUAGCUGCUAAAAAUGGAAACUAAGAAAUCCUAGAAUUCUUUAUGUCUAAUGUGACUAAAAACUUUAUGGAUAUGCAAAAUGAUUUCAGCUUUAACGUGAUGGAGGCUGUAAGGGAGAAAAUUAGAAUAAUGGAGGAAAACUUACCCUCUGAUGACAAUGAGGAAUAAGACCAACAAAAAGCAGGGAAAAAUUUGUAGAAAAUACAAGUCCUUCAAGGCAUUCUCUAAUUCAUUCAAAAAUUCACCUCUUUUGUUGAUGAGAAUACAUGGAACUAGCAGUUUGAUGUUCCACUUAAUUAGUAUCUCGAACAGAUUGGAGAUCCAAAUCUUAAAGUCUUUAUGGAUAUGCAUAAUAGUGAGCCAAUUCUUAGCACGCAAAGUCCUCAUAGAUAAAAUAACAUUGUAUAAAACUAGGCAGACUAGAUUUGA
Molecule: messenger RNA, 3012 nt
Organism: Stylonychia lemnae
Lineage: Eukaryota; Ciliophora; Spirotrichea; Sporadotrichida; Oxytrichidae
Source: the annotation of a GenBank genome assembly